Molecule: messenger RNA, 1560 nt
Organism: Mycena citricolor
Lineage: Eukaryota; Fungi; Basidiomycota; Agaricomycetes; Agaricales; Mycenaceae
Source: the annotation of a GenBank genome assembly
UGCCGAUUUCCUGUUGUUACCAAGUAUGUAAAUGUGGUUCUAAGUCACUCGGGGAUCAGCGCUCAGCCAUUACAGUAUCUCGAGCUGAUGUCACGUGUUUCCUGUUUGAUCUUGGCUCUCAAUGCCUCUCAUCGUCUCUGGAGUCUGUGGACUGGCAGCGCAUGCACCUCGAAACAGGUCGGGUGUUAAGAUAGUGAAUUGAAUUUCUGGCUCAAACCCACCGAUCAGCACCGCGUUCAAGGCUCUGCAAGGCUACAUCUUCAAUCUAACACGUCGUCUCCUUUGGCUAUAUGGGAUCAUCGCCCCAACUCCUUAUCUUGUUUUCUGGUCUGCAAUAUACCCGCCCUUGUCCUCUCGCGCGGCUGCAGACGGCCGGGCUGACAUCGCCUCCGUGCUUGAAGCUAUGAUGAACUGUGAUGCUGCCGUGCGCGGUUGUCAAGCGCCGCGAGUCCGAGGACUGCACAUGCACCUGCGAGCGGGAAGAUCGUCUGGAGAGACUGUCUGUGGCAUGCGGCGUAUGUGUGUCUUGGGUUGCUUCCCGCUUAGGCCACCCUGCGAGCGGUUGGCUCGAUACGGUGUUAUCGGCGGCGGGCUGCUGCCAGUCGCCCGGGAUCCGUCUGCGGGAGCAAGAAUGAAACACGUUCCUGAGCUAGCUCUUUUCUCCUGCACUGUGUAUGCUGGAACACCCAGUGCCCACGGAUCAUUUCGAGACGCCGAGGUUUGGUAUUGGACCGGAAUGGGAACAUAUGGCUCCGGGGAGUCGUGCACAUGCCAUCGCGGACCCUCCGUCCAGUGUUUCCGAUGGUAUCCAGUGGCCCAUUGCAUCCGAAGCCGGAUCCAGCACAAUCUACAUGGCAGAGUACCGAUGAAUCACAGGCCUGGCCUCGAUAACGGAUUACUCUGCAUUGCACCAGUGCGAUGAAGGAUGGGUGAUCAAAGUUGGUAGCCGUCCCCAGUGCGACUAGGGCUCGAAUUGAAUUGGGGCGUGCUGAUGCUCUGCACAUGUCAAUUCCACGUACAUCUCUAUGGCACCGCACCUCUGCCAACUAGGCCGGGGUGAGAUUGAUGACACGAGAGGCUAUAAAAGGGCGCCAGCUUCAACGACUUGAGCCACCCUUCCUUCCUUCGGUCUCUCAGAUACUGCGUAUCUUUUUUUUCAAUCUUCGAUCUUUCGCCGCUUUCUUUUUCAAAACCACAUCCACUUUUAUUCUUCUUCCGAGCAGCAUGUACACCAAGUCGAUCUUCGUUUCUGCUCUGCUGGCCGCUUCGGCCGUUCCCACGUUUGCUGCACCCGUCCCGGCUGCUGCUGCCCCUGAACUGGAGCUCCGCGAUCUCGAGGCGCGGCUGUCGCUGCCCUCUGGGGCCUUGUCGGACAUCCUCAAGUCGUUCGGCAAAGGCGUCCUCAGCGGUGGUGCCAUCACCGGUCUCAUCGGCCUUCUGGAGGGAGCUGGCAGCUCCAGCUCCAGCAGCAGCACUCCGGCCACGUAAGUUUGAAUAUAUAUCCAUCGCUUGCCCACUUCUUAUUGAACGAUCCAGUCGUGAUCUGGAGGCACGGGCCGG